This is a messenger RNA of Cyprinodon tularosa, 3925 nucleotides long. RefSeq names its product SH3 domain containing ring finger 1 (gene sh3rf1). Lineage: Eukaryota; Metazoa; Chordata; Actinopteri; Cyprinodontiformes; Cyprinodontidae. Gene Ontology annotation, molecular function: protein binding. The transcript is spliced from 12 exons. The record is from RefSeq and is a predicted model, not a curated record. Bases 441 to 2975 code for a protein of 844 amino acids.
AGCAGCAACAGUCCAGCGUAGCAGCAGCAGCGGCAGCAGCAGAGGUCCUAGCAUGGCGCUCUGCGCGGCGGCUCGACUUCUCUCGUCUUCUUCGUGUUUCUCUCUCGCUUUGUUUUCCUUUCGUAUCUGACAGAGGUUUAUUUCUUCCUUCUACCAUAAGGCCUUCUGAAUGAAAGCUGUACCGGUGAGCCGGCGGGUUUUCUCAGGGUAACUCUCUCCCCUAAAGUGGGUAAAAUAUUCGGGGCUCGGCUGCUAACUUCGCGUUAGCAAGAAGGCAGAAAGUGGGAAAAGAAGCGAGCAGGAUCCAGUUCCAGGAGAGCUGAUGCAAAUGCCAUGGCAAUAGCCGAGGUAUGGCAGUGACGUGAAAACCCCCUGAUCCGCUUCUGAACAAAGACCUUAUCAGCAUUAUGCUCUUCUGAAGUGGAGGCUCAACACAGAGUAUGGAUGAGUCCAUUUUACUGGAUUUGCUUGAGUGCCCCGUAUGUCUGGAGCGGCUGGACGCCUCCGCCAAGGUCCUUCCCUGCCAGCACACUUUCUGCCGUCGAUGUCUCCAGGGCAUCCUGGGCUCGCGCGGCGAGCUGCGCUGCCCGGAGUGCCGGACGUUGGUGGAGUGCGCUGUGGACGAACUCCCCAGCAACAUCCUGUUGGUGCGUCUUUUGGAUGGCAUCAAGCAGAGACCUCAGAUGGCUGCCUCCGGCGGUGGCGUCUGCACAAACGGCACGUCGGGAGCCGUGGCCCGAGCACACGGAAGCGGGACCAGGGACCAGGUGACUCCAGGAGUGCAGCCUCAGCGCGCUCAGGCAAAGAGCACCGCUGUCCGAGGGGUGCCUCAGCUUCCUUGUGCCAAAGCACUGUAUAACUAUGACGGCAAGGAACCAGGAGACCUCAAAUUCAGCAAGGGCGACAUCAUCAUCCUGCGCCGGCAAGUAGAUGAGAACUGGUACCACGGGGAGAUGGGUGGAGUCCAUGGCUUUUUCCCCACUAACUUCGUCCAGGUCAUCAAGCCUCUGCCGCAGCCGCCGCCUCAGUGCAAAGCUCUCUACGACUUUGAGCUGAAAGACAAGGAGGCCGACAAGGACUGCCUGCCCUUCUCGAAGGAUGAUAUUCUGACUGUGAUCCGCAGAGUUGAUGAAAACUGGGCCGAGGGAAUGCUGGGAGAUAAAAUUGGAAUUUUCCCCAUCUCAUACGUGGAGUUCAACUCUGCAGCACGCCAGCUUAUAGAGUUGGACAAGCCAUCCGAUUCCAGUGGAGACUCCAUUGAAGGGGCCUCCCAGGGGCCCCAGAGCAAUGGCGCCCAGCGGCCAGGAGAGAAGAAGAACACUAAGAAACGGCAUUCCUUCACUUCUCUCACCAUGUCCCACAAACCCAUGCUAGCUCCUCCCCCCCAGCGCCACUCCAUGGAGAUUAGCGGGCCGGUCCUCAUCAGCUCCAGUAACCCCACCGCAGCGGCUCGGAUUGGAGAGAUCAGUGGCGGGCUUUCCUGCAGCGCACCUUCACAGGUACAUAUUUGCACGACGGGACUCAUUGUGACCCCACCCCCUAGCAGUCCAGUUACCACAGCAACAGUCUUCACGUUUCCUUCAGAGACGAGCUACACAUCCAUUGCAUUGGAUGCUCUGCCGCCACCCCCACCUCCUCCUCCUCAGUCCCCAGCCAGCGGAGCGUCGUAUUCCCUCGCUGCCGGACAGAGACCCUCCCCCAAUGUAAGCGACCAAAGUGGGAGACAGAGACCUACAGUCUAUGUGGCCAUGUUCCCAUAUACUCCCCGUAAGGAGGAUGAGCUGGAGCUGAGGAAAGGAGAGAUGUUUUUGGUGCUGGAACGCUGUCAGGACGGCUGGUUCAAGGGCACCUCGAUGCACACUGGAAAGAUCGGAGUCUUCCCUGGAAACUACAUGAGCCCAGUCAGCAGAACGGCGUCUGGGAGCAACCAACCCAAAGUACCCAUGAGUCUUUGCACUCAGGCUGGCAGAGGAGUCACCAUCGUCAGUCCUUCCUCUGCCUCCCUGGGGGCUGUUGUUCCAGGGCCUGAUUUCAACAAGCCCCCCCCUGCGUGCUCCACAGCUGCAUCAGCCUGCUCCCAACCUGCGGCUGUAACAUCGGCUCAGACAGCCACGGGCCAGCAGCCAAAAGUUCCCCUGCAUGUCAGCUCCCAGAUGACUGUGAAUCAGGCGCGCAACGCUGUCAGAACAGCUGCCUGUCACAGUCAGGACAGACCCACUGCAGCGGUGACGCCCAUCCAGUCUGUCACUUACCUCCCACACGCUGCCAUCUGCCCCCAGUCUGCAGCCAACGCUCAGGGCUGCAGCCGGGUAGGAGUCGCAGUGGGCUGCGCGGCCUCUUCUCUGACCCCGCCCAACGUCAGCGCCGCGUCUCUGGACGGCGACGCUUUGAGAUCCGUUCCUGUUGGGAGCAACGGCAUCCUCAAUCCCUCGUCCAACGGCGCUCUCGCCUGCAGGGUGGACAAAGAUGUCAAGAGGGAAAAGAAAAGUCUUCUGAAGCUGUUGUCCUCCAACAAGAAGAAGUCUCGCCCUUCACCACCCUCCUCUCCUACCCUGGAAGCGGAGCAGGCUGCAGCUGGAGAGGUGCUGCACGGUGCUGUGGGUCCCGACACCUCCCCUCCCUCUGGUUCAGUCAGCUGCCUGGAAGCUGAGCCUGCUGGUGUUGCUUCGUCAUCCUCAGUCCCAGAGUCCUCUCAUCGGAGGACCGCUCCUCUCGACGGAUGUGCUCCCAUCGCCCCUCCUCCUCGGCAGCCCUGCUCCUCUCUCUUAUCACAGCAACAUGACGCACGUCCCAUCAUAUGUGAGAGGUACAGGGUGGUGGUAUCGUAUCCCCCGCAGAGCGAGGCUGAGCUGGAACUGAAGGAAGGAGACAUUGUGUUUGUUCACAGGAAGAGGGAGGACGGCUGGUUCAAAGGCACGCUGCAGAGGAACGGCAGGACCGGCCUGUUCCCCGGCAGCUUUGUAGACAGCAUCUAACAGAGACGCAGCGAGCUGAGCUCUGACCCAUCGUCCCAACACUUAAAGCUGGAAUCAGCCGGAGCUGAGGACAAAAAGAAAUGGGCUUCAUUUUGUCAGUAAAAGCACAGUGGACAGAGUUGGAAAAGACCACACUACUCAUAAACCCUUUGUUUAUUUCUUGUUUAUUUAUAUAUUUGUAACUACUCAGCUGUUAAAUGUGUGCCUUGUACUGUUCCUCACUUUAUUGUACAGGAAACAACAACAACUGGUCCUGAAACCACCCUUGUGACCUGUUCUCUGAUCCAUUCACCUUUUAACUUAUUUCAUGUUGACUUUCCAUAAAGCUACACAUGAACAGAUGGGAUGGUUCGGGAUUUUUAAAGUGGAGUUCUGUUAAAAAGUUUUGCGUUGUUACUAACUGUUAGUGUCUUCAGGCAGGAUUAAUCUAGAUUAGUUGAGGGUAGCUGCUGGUCCGUGAGGGUCCAAAAAUCAAAGUCGUUUUAAAGAAACUCCAGCAGCUUUAAUGAGCCCCUUUUGUCCUCAUCGGGGACCUUUUAAGCUGUGGUCCCAUUUGAACAGGCUGAUUAGCUUCACAAACGCAAAGUGGUGUUCAUGUGUGAAACAAACAACAACUGUAUGCAAGACUGAAGAAGUGUUUGGAUAAACUGCUGUGACCCUUUUUUAAAUUGGGUUAUUUUGAGACACUAGACGUCCGCUUUGGUGAUGGCAUCACCUAUACGAGUCGUCAGCUUCAGCCUUCAGUUAACAUUUCAGUUAAUAUACGACCAUAGUUAUGUAACUACCUAAAACCUGCUAAUCAGAGUUUCUUAUAGUCAAUUUGUAAAAUUGGUUCUUUUAGGUUCUGAAUGAAUUAGGGACAUUUUUAAAACAUUUAGUCUGAUAGUUUAAAUCGUUUAAUAUAGAUUUGUGGUUCUAAGGCUGAGUCUAUCAGAGCUUUUAGUAUUUAA